Messenger RNA from Cucumis melo (muskmelon), 2837 nucleotides. RefSeq lists its product as uncharacterized. The transcript is spliced from 3 exons. The record is from RefSeq and is a predicted model, not a curated record. NCBI's taxonomy places the organism in Eukaryota, Viridiplantae, Streptophyta, Magnoliopsida, Cucurbitales, Cucurbitaceae. The coding region runs from base 848 to 2431 and encodes 527 amino acids.
UAUCUAAUCAACUACCUCAUCCUUUGCCGUCCAUCACUCAUCAAAACAAUUACACUUUUAAUCCAACGCCUCAUAACGGGCGACUUUCUGUCUUCCGAUACUAACAAUAAUUCAUUAAUAGCACAUGUUCUACGUUUCUUGCCUUCUUCCUCUGGAUUCAACUAAUUUUCUGUUGUUUGUGUUUUGCUUUUCAAGAGUUCGGUUCGCCUCUCCAUUCUCACCACCUGAUUUCUGGAUUUUGUAAGUUUUUCUUCGCUCUCCUCUCAAUUUCUUUUCCAUUUCCCCACCAUUUUCUUCACGAUCAUCAAUUUCAGCUUUCUUGUUCUUCGUUUUCCCCCUCCUCCUUUCGCCCUCCGAUUUGUAACCAAUGGAGAUGGCUAUGGAGUUGGAUGAUUCGUUUUCGAACGUUUUGCUUCCCUUUGCCCUCGUCUCGUUUACUGAAGAUGGAAGGACUCCGCGGUUUUCGAUUAAUCCAUUACGAAGUACGCUGCGAAUAUCUAUACCUACGCCCUUUUAAGUUUUCUUUAGGGUUUCUUUAGUUUCUUAGUUUUUCCAUGUCUUCUGGUCUGCAUUUUCGAGGAUUCUAUUUCGUUUCCGGGCCUAUUUGUUGAAUUUUUUUCAAUUUGAAGAUUGAUUGUGUGUGCUUUAGUGUUUUUUCAUAUGGCUCUGGUAAGCUGUUGUUUCUCUUCGAAACCCUCCAUUUCUACUUGUUGAACUCAAAAGAAGAACAGCUGUUGUUUCUCUUCCAUCUUUCGUUGAAGACUACUACGGAAUUCUACUGUCAAGCUCGGCUCUUUUCUAAGAAAUUUUUGGAUCUUAGAAUUUUGAUACUAGCUCUUCAGCUUGAAUGGCUAGAAGGAUGGAAUUGGGGUUCCCGAAGUCUGCUUCAUACAGUCUUCGAGAACAAGCUGCUAGAACGAUUCUACGCAAUGUAAGGUCACAAGGGCACACAUACGUUGAGCUACGAGAAAAUGGGAAAAAGUUUAUUUUCUUCUGUACUUUGUGUCUUGCACCGUGUUACAGUGAUUCAGUGCUCUUUAACCACCUGAAGGGCACUCUUCACACUGAAAGAUUAUCGGCUGCCAAACUGACUCUAUUAGGACCAAAUCCGUGGCCUUUCGAUGAUGGUGUUCUUUUCUUCCAUAAGCCGGUUGAAGGAGAUAGCCAGGUUGGGAUGUCAAACGACAAUCAUGAAAGGUUGUUGGAGUAUAACAACAAUGAUAACAACCUUGCGAUUGUCAAGUAUGUUGGAAACUCAAAAGGCAAUGGCAAUGGACAGGAGGAGUUUAAUGGAAAUAUGAGGAACGUGGAAGAUUGUUCCUUCGAGAAUUUGAAUGAUGGUGGAGAAAGCGGUCCUUUGGUGAUUCCUGGUGUACUGAUUAAGGAAGAAAUUUCUGAUAUAAAAGUGAGGUCGUUGGGUUAUGGACAAAUUGCUGCUAGGUUUACUGAAAAGGAUGGGAUCUUUUCUGGAGUCAGCAGAAUAUGGUGUGAAUGGCUGGGUAAAGUAAAUGACGGGAUUGAGAAUAAGGUCAAAGUUCCUGAACAUAAUUAUGCUAUUGUUACUUUCACUUAUAAUGUUGAUUUAGGUAGAAAGGGCUUGCUUGAUGAUGUCAAAUUGUUGCUUUCAUCAAGUCCCGGAGCUGAAUCACAGAAUGAUGAGAACCGUCAAGUGAAAAGAAAGAAAUCUUUCUCUGAUCCUGAGGAUGGUAGUCUGUCGAUGAGCCCCCAAUAUGAUUCGUCUGGUGAAGAUUCUUCAGCUUCUAAUUGUGUCAUGUCAUCGCUGUCGUUGGAUGGAUAUGAUGAUCAAAUUUUGAGUACAACAGUCAUGUUGAAUAAGGCAGUAAGGCGUGAGCUGAGAAGGCAACAGCGUUUAGCUGCAGAGCGGAUGUGUGAUAUCUGUCAACAGAAGAUACUUACUCAUAAAGAUGUAGCAACACUUCUGAACAUGAAAACUGGAAGACUUGCCUGCAGUAGUCGAAAUGUUAAUGGGGUGUUUCACGUAUUUCAUACCUCUUGCCUUAUACACUGGAUACUUCUCUGUGAGUAUGAGAUUAGUGUGAAGGAUCUUGGUGGUUCAAAAGUUAGACGAAGGUACAGGAGAAAGAAAAAGACUAAGGGCAACAAACACAGCAAAGACGGUGAAACGAGACAACUAAAAUCCCAAAUUGAUUAUGUUUUCUGCCCUGCAUGCCAGGGUACCGGUAUGAUUAUUGAUGGGGAUGACCUGGAGAAGCCCACUGUCCCUCUUUCUGAGAUCUUUAAAUACAAAAUAAAAGUGAGUGAUGCCCGAAGAGCAUGGAUGAAAAGUCCCGAGGUUCUGCAGAAUUGUUCGACAGGUUUUCAUUUUCCUUACCAACCCGAUGAAACUAUACAGGUGGGAACCAAACCAUUCUAUCUAGAAACUGCUCCUGUUUCAUGUAUGGAGUCCUGAAUUUUAUUAACUUAAUUGCAGGAAAAUGUGAAGCCUCUCAAGUUGCUGCAUUUUUAUGGAGCUUUUGUAUAGAAAGUACCUUCAAAUUUGUUGGUUGGAACAAUAGGCUUCCAGCAUGCGCUGAAGCGUACAGUAGGUAGGUCUUACUUCCUUCAUUAAUAGAUACUGAACAAACUUUGAACAAUCUCAUGGUUAUUGUAAAUGAUAUGUCCACAAGUCUCGUAAAUAUUAUGAAGAUUGAAGGGCGUGGGAGUAUCUUGAUAUAUAUAGAUUGCUCUUUCACUGCGUCUGUUUUCUUUUUUUGGGUUGCAGUUGGAUCAAACUUUGAGACUUCAUUGUGUGUCAAUAUUACUGUAUCACAUCUCACAAUUGCAGUCCAACAUGAUCCUUUUUUCUUUCCUUUAAA